Messenger RNA from Ixodes scapularis (black-legged tick), 2872 nucleotides. RefSeq names its product putative E3 ubiquitin-protein ligase UBR7. The coding region runs from base 16 to 1350 and encodes 444 amino acids. The record is from RefSeq and is a predicted model, not a curated record. Gene Ontology annotation, molecular function: zinc ion binding; ubiquitin protein ligase activity. The transcript is spliced from 12 exons. NCBI's taxonomy places the organism in Eukaryota, Metazoa, Arthropoda, Arachnida, Ixodida, Ixodidae. Gene Ontology annotation, cellular component: cytoplasm.
GGCGGGAAAAAAGUCAUGGCGGACGGCGAAGGCUCGGGCACUCAGCUGACCUCUCCAGAAAUUCAAGAUGAAAACAGCCUCACGCUGCAAGAUAUUCUCGAUCAAGAGCAGGAGUUGCAGGACGACGCCAAUGCCGUCCUAGGAGGCAGUGACGACAAAAACUGCACCUACGAACAGGGCUAUGUGCGGCGGCAGGCACUGUACGCCUGCAGCACCUGCGUUUCCCCAGAUUCCCGUCCCGCCGGCAUAUGCUUGGCCUGCAGUUACGCCUGCCAUGAGGGGCACCAGCUCUACGAGCUCUACACCAAAAGGAACUUUAGGUGCGACUGUGGGAACAGCCGGUUUCCGUCGACCAAUCCCUGCCGUCUGUGUCCGGCAAAGGAUGCGACCAACGCAGGCAACGACUACAACCAGAACUUCCAUGGCCGCUACUGCACGUGCGGACGACCAUACCCAGACCCCGAAGAUGACGUUGACGACGAGAUGUUGCAGUGCGUCAUGUGCGAGGAUUGGUAUCACGGGCGGCACCUGGGCGGAGAAGUUCCUGGCAACCGCGACUACAGUGAGGUCAUCUGCCUUGGCUGCAUGAGUCGGCACCCUUUCCUGUGUCACUACCUUGCUCAUGCUGUCGCAUUGUGCAAAGCAGAAAAUGAUGAGAGCUUCAGUGUCGACGAUGGUGCCUGCAACGGAAGUUCAGCAAAUGGUCUCUCAGGCAUGACACCUGUUGAUCUGAAGCCAAGUGUCGGCACCAAAGGGAUCGGCAAUCAAGAAGGGAGUGUAAUGCCCUGCUCCAAAGGCUUUCUUGGUGCAGCGGCAACCAAUGGUACUUGCGGCGGCUUCAAUACCGGGGCCUCUGGAAAUGUUCCUCUAACAUCGGGAAUGCCAAAGGUUGAAACGCAUCAGUCGUCGUCGGGGUGCGUCCUCCGGCGUCUCAGCGGAGCCGGUGCAAGAGAGGGGCCUACAGGGCAGCGUUGUGCCUUCUGGCCCCCAGGGUGGCGCUCUCAGCUGUGCCGGUGCCACGACUGUAUGGCCAUGUACGAGGCGCAGCACUGCCAGUUCCUCCUGGACGAAGACGACACUGUGCAGUCGUACGAGGAGCGGGGCAAGGCGGCGCAGCCCGGGCCGGAGACUGGCGACCCGCUCAUGUCGGCGCUGGGCACCCUGGGGAGGGUGCAGCAGAUCGAGGCAAUCCACGGCUACAACAAUCUUAAGACGGAGCUCACCGACUUUCUGAAGAAAUUUGCCACCUCCAAGACGGUGGUACGCGAGGAAGACGUGCGAGAGUUCUUCGACCAGAUGCAGGCAAGGAAGCGGCAGAAAGUGUCAGCAGUCCCCUAUUUCUGUCGGUAGCAUGUCUUUUGUGUGGAGCGAUCCCCACCGCGCGUAGAUGGUCGCCUCGGCCGUGGCCUCCCCUCUUUGAUCCCGCCGCCACUGAAGAAGCCUUUCUUAGUUAGUUUUCUCCGAGUUUGUUUUGUGACCCGGCCAUUUCGAAGUGUCAGUUUCUACUGUACUUGUACCCGUUGGUAGUUUUUCUCGGUUCAUUUUGGGUCGACGGUUCGCUGCCCGUUGACCUGUGUGAUGUUCUCGUGACUCUCAAACUGUUUCCGGUUUGAGUCUUGGGGCUGGUUCUCACGUGUACGUCUGAGUGUUAUCGACCACGUUGCAACCGUUUCCGACCGCUUACGAUGAGAUAAUGCACCGGCGCAGUCUGUCGGAUGGCCCCAGAACCCUUCCUAUCUGCGUAUAUUUCCCAAUCUUUUACGCUUCAUUUUUUCGCCGCGAGUUAGAAAUAAGUCAAACAAUGGUACAAGUCAUUGUUUCUCAUAGAUAUGGUAGAAUUCAUUUCGCAAAUACUGCAAUGCCUUGAGUUGAGUUAUACGCAUUUUGGAAAUGUUCCAGGGCUAUAUGAAAGUCGGCACGAGUGUGUUCUCUUGCCAGAAGCAGUCGCAAGCGUUGCGACGCAGGGAGACGCAAGUGUGCGAGUCAGCCUUAUUAGAUAGAGUAGUGACAGUUGUGUAUUGUCAUUGCGCAAUUAACAUACGGGAGAGUAGUAGAACUUAUCUAUUGACACAGCUAUCGUUUCGAAAUUCGAGAGGCAAGCAUCGACGACAACUUCGGAUUCUGCGGCUUGCGGCGAAGUCUGCGCUAUGUAUUUGUGCACCGGUUGCUAGUUUCGUAGCUCAUUAACUUUGUGGGUUUCGUUCACUCGCAGUUUUAACCGAGGGAAUGGUUCAAAAUGACGCACAUAUUUAUAGGGUUUCCCUGUGUGGGUGCAUCGAAAGUUUUCCCAGUUUUAGUUGGACAAGUGUUACUGCCCUCGUGCAAUUCAAACUGUAAAUUUUUACUCGAGACAUGUCUCGCCAACGUGCAAGUUGUUUUUUUCAAAGCCAUGGCCAGUCGUGCAAGCGGCGAUAUCUGAUGACGUGUUUGCAUAGACAACGCCUCAAGCAUCAUGUUUUGGGGGCUACUAGUUGUUUUCAAACAGUAUGGCAAGCAUUUCUUUAUUUAUCUUAACUCCGUACAUAAUAUAAAAAUGUACCGCCGUUUUUUUUAUGUGCAGACUGAACCUGAUGCCUCAGCAUGUUUUUGUGGCCGUUUCGCACAUGGUCAUGUUUUUAUGUUCGUUUUCAGGGCAUGUUCUCUGGCUCACCACCCUGAUAUAGUGUACAGUUGAGCUUGUGCUUUUCUUUUCUUGCUCUGGGCUUUUUCUUUUUGUUGGAAAACAACGAUCCGAUUCUUCUUUAAAAACGGCAACGAGUGUGUCGCUUCAGCAAGUUGGAUCAGAGGUAAACUGACUUGUAUGUCGCGCUUGUACCUUGACAAUGCAAAACAAAAUUUGGCCCGAAAUAUAUUUGGUUAUGCAAUUGUGAAA